CAAUUUCCUUUUUCACACGUAAAGCUCCUUAAAAGCCUCAAUCCCACACAGCAGUACUAACCCCGCAUUUUCCCAUAACGCACAUCAUCACAAUCACAUUACGCAACCAACAUAUCCUCUGUGCCUCCCCUCAUAAAGGGUCGGCGCAGUUGUCAUCAAAUCAGAGAGACUUGGGCAAAAAGCCAUAAAACCCACAAAGCAAAAGCCAUAGAAUUGAAGGGGAAAAGGUUAGAGAGAGAGAGAGAGAGGAGAAGGAGAAGAAGAACAGCAGAGAUGGGUGUAACCCUUGAUGAGUUGAAGGAAAAGAUGGCUGAUUUUGCUAAAGAAAGGGAUUGGGAUCAGUUUCAUAGCCCCAGAAAUCUUCUCUUGGCAAUGGUAGGUGAGGUGGGAGAGUUGUCUGAGAUUUUUCAGUGGAAAGGUGAGGUCCCUAAGGGAUUACCUGACUGGGAGGGGGAAGAGAAGCAGCACUUGGGUGAAGAGCUAUCAGAUGUUCUACUAUAUCUUAUCAGGCUUUCUGACAUAUGUGGCGUUGAUUUGGGUAAAGCUGUUCUGAGAAAACUUGAACUCAAUGCCCUCAAGUACCCAGUCAACCUUUGCAAAGGUUCUUACAAAAAGUAUAAGCAUAUCCACAAUAAUGCAACAACUACCACCUCAACCAGCAUCAUCAAUGACAGCAAGAAUGGUGUAGCUGAUAAUGCUGUUUGAUCUUUCUUUGAUCUCAUGUCCUACUUUUGGCUUGUAGACUCUUCUUAGCUUUCUUUACUUGAUCUUCUUAGUUUGAACUAAUAUUGUAGUUGUAUUUUUCAGUGACAGAACUGCAUAUGUUUUGGUUUUUGGUUCUCCAUUAGACAUGAGUUAUGGUAGCUUUUCAUGCCCCUUUGUCCUCUUCUGGAUGUAUGGUAAUUUGUUUGUGCUCCCAAAUGGUACAAUGGUUCUUGUACCACUCUGUUAUACCCAAAAAACAGAAAAGAAGAAGAAGAAAAAAAAAAGAGAGAGAACCUUUUGCACA
This is a messenger RNA of Coffea arabica (coffee), 1009 nucleotides long. RefSeq lists its product as uncharacterized. Gene Ontology annotation, molecular function: nucleoside triphosphate diphosphatase activity. Gene Ontology annotation, biological process: nucleoside triphosphate catabolic process. The record is from RefSeq and is a predicted model, not a curated record. NCBI's taxonomy places the organism in Eukaryota, Viridiplantae, Streptophyta, Magnoliopsida, Gentianales, Rubiaceae.